This is a messenger RNA of Periconia digitata, 823 nucleotides long. NCBI's taxonomy places the organism in Eukaryota, Fungi, Ascomycota, Dothideomycetes, Pleosporales, Periconiaceae. The record is from the annotation of a GenBank genome assembly.
ACAAACGAUCUCAAUUUUUCUCUACUAGAGAUGGCAAAAGAAACAGACUCUCGGACGAAGAAUGUCCCUGUCUCUACAGGAAUGAGUUUGCGCAUUAUUUACCUGACAGCCUACAACUUUCUAUUUGCUGCGUUAUGGGCUUCGGUAUUCAUACAAACAAUAUCAUAUGCGUCGCUAGGUAAAUCCAAACUUUUCGCUGCCACAGAGCCUCUAGCUCGCUGGAUCCAGACCGCAUCACUUGUCGAGGUUCUCCAUGCUGCAUUUGGAAUCAUCAAAUCCCCAGUCAGUACUACUUUCAUCCAGAUCGCUACGCGAGCGAUCCAAGUAUGGCUGAUCUGGCAUACGUUCCCCGAGAGUACAGCGUCUUCUGAUGCGUAUUUCCUACUCUUGCUUGCUUGGUCCGUUGCCGACACGAUAAGAUAUCUUUACCUGGCGCUGAACCUCCAUGGGCGUGCCCCUCGAGGCCUUGUAUGGACGCGCUAUACUAUGUUCUACAUCUUGUACCCGAUUGGAAUCGGUGCUGAAUGGUGGCUAUUCUACCUGGCCAUCGAGCCAGGUCGAGAGCUAAGCGCGGUCAUUCCGCCUGUCUUCUACUUUCUGUUAGCGCUCUACGUUCCGGGCGCUUACACAAUGUACAUGUAUAUGAUGAAACAGAGGAGAAAGGUCUUGGGGCGGGCCUAAUGCGGGUGCCGAGUUGAGGCUUCAGCAGUGACGAGCUUUUCAGCAGUUGGAUACGGCAAUCAGAUUGUCGAUGAUUCCCAAUGAAACUCGCAGAUUCUCGAAUGGAAUAUUGAGGCCUUCGUGUUGGGGAUCGUUCUGCUAC